GCGAGAUUAGAGUUCUCUCCCGGAGGUUGCAUGUGAAUAAAUGGUGUGAAGGACAAAUUUUCGGUGAAUUCUUGUUGAAAAUACAACCUAUAACUACUUUAGAAAAUAUUUAUGAAUGAUGGAUCCUGACCAUCAGAAGAAAUCGAGCUUUUUUGCCCCGUACUCUUCCAGGGAUCCAAGUAUGGAUGUACCAGUUACUGCUGGCCAAGCAGGGUCUAUUAUGUCACCUUAUUUAAAUUUUGAUCCAGCAUUUAUUUCACCGGGUGGAGAUUCAGAAUUUAUAUUUCCAGAGGGAGCAAACAGACAACGAGGUCGAUUAGAACUUUCCUUUUCUCAGAUAGGAGGGUCUGUGUUUGCAGGGGGAGCUGUAGGAGGGUUAAAUGGAUUAUAUUCUGGUUUGAAAGAAACAAAAGCAGCUCAGUUAACAGGAGCAGUUAGACGAACUCAAAUGUUGAACUUCAUAGCAAAGCAAGGAGCUUCAUCAGCUCAGACAUUAGGAGUUGUAGCGUUAAUGUAUAGUAUAUUUGGUGUUGUGUUAUCAAUGGGUCGAGGUGUAGAAGACGAGUUAAACACUAUAACAGCAGCUACAGCUACAGGUUUACUAUAUAAAUGUUCAGCUGGGUGGAAGAGGUGUGUUAGAGGUGGUGGAAUAGGAUUUGGAUUAGCUACAGCAUAUUGUCUUUAUACUAGUCGGGACAGACUCAAAGAUAUGUUCUCUAAAGACUGAAAAUUUUCUUAUUUAUAGAAAGACAAAAUGUGUAAAAGGAUUGUGAGUGAAAACAAAUAUUGACAAGGUUUUUUUUCGAAAUUAUUGUCCUGGUUUUAACUUCACUUAUCUGAUGAAUGUGUUUAUUAUAGAAACUAUCAAAACCUUACAACCAUUCUUAGAAAUUGGUUGCGGAAAUAGAAACAAUGUCUUUCAUCCACACCAGCAUAUAUUGGAUUUCAAAGAUAUGUAGUGUUUAUAAUAUAUUCAGAUGUAGUCUGAAUGUCAUGCUGCAGUCACCAGAAUUGCUUAAUUUCUGAGAAUGGUUUUAUUGACAAAAAAUAAUAAUUAACCCUGCUGGCUAAUUAAAGAGAAACGGGGAAGAAUAGUUGGGUUAGUAACUACCAGUAAUAUUUAGCCAAGUGUGAAUGCAUUGUUUAAUAUAAUGGAUAGAUUUAAUAAUUCUUUUGACAUGGUAUCAUAUUGUAAUUACCAUGUGAAUUUUACGAUUCUGUUAUUCCAAACGGAACUUUAAUCAAAGGGACAAAAAUGAUUAAUUGAUAAAGGCAUCAACGCUCUAGAUCCCAGUACAUAGGAGAUACUUGAUAUAUUUGGUUCUUCUGAUGGUUUUGUUGAAAUGUUCUUAAACUUUCUAUUACAACACAGAUUUGACACCAUUGCUUUAAAGUUACAAUUUCAUAUUUUUAAGUUAUUUUUUUAAAAUGUAUUAAAAUAAAGCCCUAAAAUAGAUGGUUUCUAUAAACAAUCCUACCUUGUUAAAGAAUAAUCCUAUUAAUCCUAUAAUUCACUAUUGCCAGUUGAGAAAUUGGCAAAAAUAUCAUUUUCAACUUCAAAUUCAUACGUUUGAAGAUAGCUAUUUCAUGGUGGGGAAUAGAAAACAAGGGAGGUAAUUCAGAGGUAAUUGUAUUAUUAUUUCCGGUGUAAAGAUUUUUAAGUGUGAGAAAGAUCGUAUAAUAGUGAGUUGACAACCUAUUGAGCAAAAGACAUUAUGUUUUGACUUUCUUAGAAAAUAUGAAAUUGUAACUUUAAUGAGUGUUGUAUGUGUGUACUAUGAAUGGAAGAUGCAUUUGCUUGAAACUUCAGACAGUGAAAUCUAAUAUGAAGUUUUAACAUGUAUACCUCAAGCUUCAAACCUUGUGUUUUGACAAGAAUAAUGUCUUACUGUUCCUUCUGUAUUUGUUUUUGAAUCCUGUUAAAUGAGUGGUCUGUUGUAUAUUGAUUCAUUGUAAUUAUCAUACAAUUCUGUUGUUGUUCUGAUCAGUAUACUUUUAUAUAAUAAUAAUAUAUUAGUUAAUAUAACUAUAUGUAUCAAUAUAAUAUGUUGUUGAUUUUAUUUUUCAUUUUAAGGGUGAAAAUAAAAUGAAAUAGAGUU
This is a messenger RNA of Patella vulgata (common limpet), 2099 nucleotides long. RefSeq names its product mitochondrial import inner membrane translocase subunit Tim23. The record is from RefSeq and is a predicted model, not a curated record. The transcript is spliced from 7 exons. Gene Ontology annotation, molecular function: transmembrane protein transporter activity. Bases 116 to 727 code for a protein of 203 amino acids. NCBI's taxonomy places the organism in Eukaryota, Metazoa, Mollusca, Gastropoda, Patellidae. Gene Ontology annotation, cellular component: TIM23 mitochondrial import inner membrane translocase complex; mitochondrial inner membrane. Gene Ontology annotation, biological process: protein import into mitochondrial matrix.